This is a messenger RNA of Fusarium odoratissimum NRRL 54006, 1339 nucleotides long. RefSeq lists its product as uncharacterized. Lineage: Eukaryota; Fungi; Ascomycota; Sordariomycetes; Hypocreales; Nectriaceae. The coding region runs from base 178 to 1116 and encodes 312 amino acids. The transcript has 2 exons. The record is from RefSeq and is a predicted model, not a curated record.
AUGGUGUCGUCAUUCUCCCACUCUAUUGCUUCAAGUCACCGGAAGUCGGUUUCCUCACCGGUUUAGCGACCGAGGAAAGCCAAGUGGUAAAUCCGAGAUGAGGCUCUGCGGAUGAGUGAGUUAUAAAAUGGCAAUUGCUCAAAUGUGAUCGACAGAUGAUCAAGUCAACUAGUGAUCAUGCUGAAACAGAAAACAUCAAAGCAUAGCUCAAGCCGGAAAGGGAGCUCUUCAAGCCAACCCACCCCAGGCUUCCUGUUCAUCGCCAACAAACUCGUCAUCCACAAUCCAGGACGUGACGAUUAUCUUCACCUCAUUCCACCCAGCUCGCCAAACUACUACCGCGGCGAAGUCCCAAGCAAAGUAAUGCGCUACAAGAACGGCGAAGUGUCAGAAGCAGCAGAUUGGCGAUGGUAUCGAGACGCUUCCACGCUUCCGGCAUCCGAAGGACAAUUACUGAGGGUGGACGUCCGCGGAAACUGCGUCACGGAUCAGUAUGGACAAGUAUACCCGGCUGAGGAGUAUAAAACGUUUGGGGUUGCUGCUUGCAAUCCACUGCUCCCAAUCAUGGUCACUGAAUAUGAUCCUCUGGUCACCAUAUCGAACUGGGAACUCCUACGUGUAUUUCAUCCACCAUCCAUUCCCGGGCUCUCUCAAGUGAGCACCAUCACCAGCACUAUGGGUCCCGGGCCUGGUCCUUUGCUACACGUUGCUGGCAGAAAUCCUGCGUGGAUUCCCGGUCUACUUCCUCUGACCUACAAAGCACCCCGACGUGAUGCACCACACUCAGCAGGCCUUGGAGGAGAGCUGCCGAUUGUUCUGGGGCUCAUGGCAUUGAAUGCAUCUCCAGGCAGUGUGAUGAGCAACCAUUCGAUAGACAGUGUAUUUCUUGGACACAAUCGAUUAUGGAGACAUGGAGCUUGGACAAGUCCUGAUGCUCCUAGAGGACGUAUGUUGUCCAUUCGUUUGCUGAUACAGCUAACAACCACAGAUCCCCCAACAGCUUCUGAAGAUCCAAAAGGAUUUAUUGUCAAGGUGUUUUUCGACCCAGACAACCAAUACUCUACUCGAGAAGAUCUCCACAGUUUUGAGUGGGAGAGGGCUAUUGUUCGAGAUUGACCAAAUGUUUGACAGCUUAAGCUUGAAUUGAUUUAGUCUAUUAUUCAUUCCUGUAUGAAGCCCCUGCUCUGCAGUUUGCCCCAUGUUCGUUAUCCCAUCCAUGAGCUAGGUGUAGUUGUCCGCUCGAUUAUGUAGUCGACUCAGACCGCGUCAGGAAGUCGUACAGCGAUAUCGCCAGAUUGGGUAAUGUAUCGAACCCAAGGCAACGAAGGAUAUUGCAACU